UCCAGCGAUUAAUGUCUCAGUCGCCUUCGAGACGUCAAGGGAGAAGGAGCGACGAAUUUUCUCCCAGCACUGACAGGGUGUCCCACGUUCAAACCAUGACGCUGAUGUCAGCAAGACUGAUGUCAGGCCAUCUGCAGCGUCUUAGAGGCUGCUUUGUCCACACAGCCUCAGGAGGGGCUUGGAAGGAGAGCUUUGCCGAAGACAUCGACCCCCAGCAGUUUGCCCUUCUGGAAGAGCAGUGCAUCCUGGUUGAUGAGAAUGACACAAACAUCGGCGCUGCUUCCAAACGGGAUUGCCACCUGAUGCAAAAUGGGACUAGUCCUCUCCACAGAGCAUUCAGUGUAUUCCUCUUCAAUUCUUCAGGUGAACUUCUUGUGCAUAGACGGUCAGAUGCUAAGAUUACAUUCCCCGGCCACUACACCAACACAUGCUGCUCACAUCCCCUAUACACACCCAAGGAAAUGGAGGAGGAGGAUGCCUGGGGAGUGAGAACGGCUGCCCAGAGACGCCUGGAGUUUGAGCUGGGCAUUCCCCACGAGCAGGCACAGCCCAAGGACUUCACAUACCUGACCCGCAUCCAUUACGCCAGCCCAUCCAGCGGUAGAUGGGGGGAGCACGAGAUGGACUACAUCCUGUUCCUGCGCGGUGAUGUCUCAGUGAGCCCCAAUGAGAACGAGGUCCAGGACGUGAGAUAUGUGAAGCGCGAGGAUUUCUCAAGGUUUCUGAGCAGCCUGCGGGAGAAUGACGUCCCCAUCACUCCUUGGUUCCGCCUCAUAGCCCAGAAAUUCCUGCCGCUUUGGUGGAAGAAUUUGGACGACAUUGGCAAGUUUAUUGACCACCGCCAGAUACACAGGAUGAUAAACUGAUUGGGUCUAGAGUUAACUAGCAUAUAGGGAGUCAAAUAUUCCAUUUUUAUUUAAUGCAAUAGGCUUAUUUUAUGAUCUGGAUUUUACUAUUAUAAAAUGGUCAAUCUUUUACUUACUUUUCUCUUUUUCCUUUUAUAGUGUAGAAAUUAAGCUCAAAAUUUAAUACAGCUUGACAUUUGUAAUACAGAAAUGACAGAUACGUGGAACAACCUACAGGGCUUAAUAGUAAUACUUGGUUCAAGGAAAAGAAUCUCUGAUGAGAACUAGGCAGCAUAAGGCCUUAAAUUAUUGCAAUUUAAUAUGUUAAGUGAAAUAACAGAGUGCAUAGCAAAAAAAAACAUGUGCAGAGACAGGGCUACCACCAUGGGAAGGCAAAAUCCUGGUGCAAUUUAAGGCAUUUAACUGGCAGAUGCAGGGGGAAAUUAUCCUAUCCUUGAAAAGAGGAAGAGAAUACAACUUAAAGUAAAAGAAAAUAUGUUUGUCUCAUCUGCAACAUCAAGACUGCCCUGCAUAUACAAGCAUCUUCAAGGAUAAUGACAAUACUUGUACUAUACUUAAUAAGGAAACUUUAAUGCUAAAAAUGUUCUUGCUUGUCUUUUGUGUUGUGCAUUGUAAUUCCUCUGUCAAAGGAUCCAGCCUCUCUAACAAGCUUUAAAAUCUGUGAUAAAUAUUCCAGUGUCCUACAAGGAUUAUCUGUUAGAAAAAGAUAGGUAAUAGUUUUAGUUUGAAACUUUUUCACAAGACUAACUAGAAGGAAAAAUAUUUCUAAUACACUUCUUUAAUGCAUGUACUUGACAACACUAUACACUUGGGCACAGUGACACAAUCAUAGUUACAAACUAUAUUGUGGAGCAACUCUUUCUUCAUAUAUUAAUGGUUUAGUGAGAAAUCCCGGGAACAUAACCUCCUGUCAUACCAAAGACUCCUCUGCUAUUAAGAACAAUGAGCAUGUAUUAAUUACACAUUAUAACAUUGACUGUCACACUCACUUAACAUGGUGAUAAUCUAAACACAAAGGUAAAAUAAAACCAUUGCUUUGGAUUUUUUAUGAUAAUUUGUUUUUUACCUUACUGAACUGAAACACCUUAUGGUAAUUUUAGUAAUAAACACCUCAAACAGCUUAUUUCUGAAUGUGGAAAGCAACAGAAAGGCUUUAAAAGAAUAGCAGGAAGGGCUUGAAUGAAAUAAAAAAAAUCUUGAAAAUCUGUAUUGCCUCAUCUUCAUCUUCUAAAUACCCAAAAUUGCAUGAUAUAUACUAUACUUUGUUUUUUUCUACACUACAGCUGACUAAACACAUUAAAAGUGGGAGCUAUGUUCAUGUUAUAUACAAUCUCACACAAAAAAGAAAAUUGAUAUUCAAUCUCAUUUUAUUUUUAAUUUCUGAAAAAGGAAAUUAUACAAAUGUAAUAAUAAUAUGAUUAUAAUAAUUCCAAAAGAAACUACAAAUAAAAUAACUUUUCAAUCAUUGCUAUAAUCAUCCUAUUCCUAGACAGAUAAACCCAAUGACGCUUUGAUCUUCGUGCAUUAUAAAGUGUUAAAUAAAUUUUGAAAGACCGG
This is a messenger RNA of Penaeus chinensis, 2423 nucleotides long. RefSeq names its product isopentenyl-diphosphate Delta-isomerase 1-like (gene Idi). The transcript has 4 exons. The record is from RefSeq and is a predicted model, not a curated record. Gene Ontology annotation, molecular function: isopentenyl-diphosphate delta-isomerase activity. Lineage: Eukaryota; Metazoa; Arthropoda; Malacostraca; Decapoda; Penaeidae. Gene Ontology annotation, biological process: isopentenyl diphosphate biosynthetic process; isoprenoid biosynthetic process. Bases 12 to 866 code for a protein of 284 amino acids. Gene Ontology annotation, cellular component: cytoplasm.